Messenger RNA from Engraulis encrasicolus (European anchovy), 1057 nucleotides. RefSeq names its product ras-related protein Rab-11B-like. Gene Ontology annotation, molecular function: GTPase activity; GTP binding. The record is from RefSeq and is a predicted model, not a curated record. The transcript is spliced from 5 exons. Gene Ontology annotation, cellular component: recycling endosome; Golgi apparatus. NCBI's taxonomy places the organism in Eukaryota, Metazoa, Chordata, Actinopteri, Clupeiformes, Engraulidae. Gene Ontology annotation, biological process: constitutive secretory pathway; regulated exocytosis. Bases 216 to 872 code for a protein of 218 amino acids.
CCUUCUGCAGAGUCAGGAAGAUCCCCUUGCUUCCUGCGGUCAGUUUUAUGUGUGUGACAGACAGCCAGUUCAUUGUCUAGGAAUACAGAGCCACCAAACACUGUUUAAAAGAAGGAACUGAUGAUUUGGAGGAUCAAGUCCAGGACAUCAAGAAAGUAGGCCGUGGUUGUCAGCAAUUUGACGUGUCAUCGGAGACAUUGGAUUUGUAUCCGAGUAUGGGGAACAGGGAUGAUGAAUACGAUUUCUUGUUCAAAGUGGUGCUGAUUGGGGACUCUGGAGUGGGGAAGAGUAACCUGCUCUCUCGCUUCACUCGCAACGAGUUCAACUUGGAGAGCAAAAGCACCAUCGGCGUGGAGUUUGCCACGCGCAGCAUCCAGGUGGACAGCAAAACAAUAAAGGCCCAGAUCUGGGACACAGCAGGUCAGGAGCGCUACAGAGCCAUCACAUCAGCGUAUUACCGGGGUGCGGUGGGAGCGCUGCUGGUGUAUGACAUCGCCAAGCACCUGACCUAUGAGAACGUGGAGCGCUGGCUGAAGGAGCUGAGGGACCACGCUGACAACAACAUCGUCAUCAUGCUGGUGGGCAACAAGAGUGACCUGCGCCACCUCAGAGCCGUGCCCACCGACGAAGCCCGCGCCUUCGCAGAGAAAAACAACCUUUCUUUCAUUGAAACGUCAGCCUUGGACUCAACAAAUGUGGAGGAGGCUUUCAAGAACAUCCUGUCAGAAAUCUACCGGAUUGUGUCCCAGAAGCAGAUAGCUGACAGGUCCGCCCACGACGAGUCUCCGGGCAACAACGUAGUGGACAUCAGCGUGCCCCCCACCUCUGACGGCCAGAAAGGAAACAAGCUACAGUGCUGUCAGAACCUGUGAUGAUGCCACACCCCCUGCCCCUGCCCCUUCCAGUGAUGAUCUGUGUCAUUUGGCUCGUUCGUGACGAAGCAGUGCUGCUUUUGCUUAGCAGCGAGCAUGCACACUUUGCCAGUUCGAUUAAUUGUGGUUAGGAUUUUCUAACCACAAUGCAGUGCUGCUUUUGCUUAGCAGCGAGCAUGCACACU